AUGUCCCUCUCACACUCCGGUUCGCGGCAAGCGUCUGCCACGGAAGAUGCAGCAAAGAGAGCACCAUCCUCCAAAUCUCGCUCGUCAUCCAGCGACGAUCCGGAGCGCCAACCUGUCCUGUCCAUACAUGAGCACGACGAGGAGAAGGGCGACGAGGACCAAGAGGCUGCCUCGCCCGGUGUCUCCCUCGACGAAGAAGGCAAUACCUAUCCAGAAGGAGGUCUCAAAGCUUGGCUCGUGGUCGCAGGCGGCUUCAGCGGCAUGUUCGCAUGCUUCGGCACGAUGAACACCGCCGGUACCUACCAAGCCUAUCUCGCCACCCAUCAGCUCUCCUCGUACUCAGACUCGACCAUCGGAUGGAUCUUCUCCCUGUACACCUUCUUGGCUUUCGGUGCUGGCGUACAGGUCGGACCGCUCUUCGACAAGUACGGCCCAAUCUGGCUGACCGUCACGGGUGCCAUCUGCACUUUGCUCAGCAUCUUCCUGCUCGGCGUCUGCACCGCAUACUGGCACUUCAUCAUCGUCUUUGGCAUACUUGGCGGCCUCGGCAAUGCCUUCAUCUUCACCACCUCGGUCGCCGCUGUCGGCCACUUCUUCUUCAAGGGCCGAGGAAACGCGAUUGGCAUUGCCUGCUGUGGUGGAGCGCUCGGGUAAGUCAUGGCAUGCGUGCCUGGUCAGCUCCCGCGCGUUUUGCUGACCAUCUGCUAUGAGUAUAGCGGCGUCAUCUGUCCACUCAUGCUGCAGUCACUCUUCCCCAAGGUGGGCUGGGCAUGGGCAACGCGAACCCAGGGUUUCAUCUACAUCUUCUGCUUCCUACUCGCGAUUGGUCUGGUCCGCUCACGCCUCCCACCGCGUCCGGGUGGAAGCGCUCUCCCAGAUGUUAGGGUCUUCCGGCAUGUUCCAUUCACUCUGGUCACAUGCGGCGCAUUCUUCCUGGAACUCGGUCUGUUCAUCCCCAUCGGCUACAUUACCUUGUACGCCCAAGCCGCACAUGGAGCCUUCUCGCCCGCAUUCGCGUACCAGCUUCUGGCCAUCUUCAACGCGGGAUCGUUCCUGGGGCGGUGGGCUCCCGGGUACCUUGCAGACAAGCUCGGGCGGUUCAACACGCAGAUCACCGCGGUCUUUCUAUGCGCCGUGUCGGCUCCGUGUCUCUGGCUACCCGCGACUGUCCUGGUGGACAAUUCGGGCAGCGGAUCGAGCAAGGCCAUUCUUGGACUCACCAUCACAUUCGUGUCAUUGAUGGGCUUUGCUUCGGGGAGCAAUAUUUCUUUGACGCCGGUCUGCGUCGGCAUGCUCUGUCCUACAAAGGAGUAUGGCCGCUAUGUCGCGACAGGCUUCCAUCGGAUGCCUCAUUGGGCUGCCCAUAGCAGGGGCUCUCGUGUCGGUCUGUGGAGGAUCGUACUGGGGCGUCGCGCUCGUCACUGGGCUGAGCUACAUCUGUGGUCUGGCAUGCUUUUCUACUGUCCGCGUCAUGAAGGCUGGAUGGAGAGUGACGGGAUUGUACUGAUGUUAAUGGUGAUGAAGGGAAAGCUAUGA
Molecule: messenger RNA, 1536 nt
Organism: Lecanosticta acicola
Lineage: Eukaryota; Fungi; Ascomycota; Dothideomycetes; Mycosphaerellales; Mycosphaerellaceae
Source: the annotation of a GenBank genome assembly